Messenger RNA from Orbilia oligospora ATCC 24927, 2505 nucleotides. RefSeq lists its product as uncharacterized. Gene Ontology annotation, molecular function: DNA-binding transcription factor activity, RNA polymerase II-specific; transcription cis-regulatory region binding; zinc ion binding. Gene Ontology annotation, cellular component: nucleus. Gene Ontology annotation, biological process: positive regulation of transcription by RNA polymerase II. The coding region runs from base 1 to 2505 and encodes 834 amino acids. The record is from RefSeq and is a predicted model, not a curated record. Lineage: Eukaryota; Fungi; Ascomycota; Orbiliomycetes; Orbiliales; Orbiliaceae. The transcript is spliced from 3 exons.
AUGCCUCGUGCUCCAGUUGCUGGCCGCGAGAUCCGACGGAGGAGCAGGAAUGGCUGCUGGAACUGCAAGGCCCGCAAGGUCAAGUGCUGCGAGAUGAAGCCUCGCUGUAGCAAUUGCACCCGCCUGGGAGAAGAAUGCGACUACAAAAUCCGUCUGUCGUGGGGUGGUCGACCGCUCAAGAAGAAGCUGCUGGAGCAAGGUGCCCAGUUGGACGACGCCAGCCAGAACAUCCCUGGUGCCGGCCAGUUCAGCCUCAACACAAACUACAACCAACCACAGUUCCCGUCGCCGGCCCAGUUCGAGCUUGCUACCCACAGCUCGACUAGGACCUCACCGACGCUUUCUUCUUGCACCACAAAGUCCUCCUCCAGCCGGAAAAGCACCUCUUCACAGGCGGGAUUGGCUACAUACCAGAACGUAUUUUCAGUAUGUGAGGCCUCGCCCCCAACAUCCCUGGUCAAUUCAUCCAUCCCGGCCCCUCUUCACCUCGCCAGCUCUUCUUCCCCACCACGAAACUAUCAGCACCUUCAUCCUUACUUGUGGACCCUGGAUGGAAUCCCGGAGCGUCCCCCACUCACCCCUUCUACUGCUUCGACGGCGGACAGUGAUUUGAGCUAUAUGUCUGAAGAGAGCAUGUUCUCCUCUUCAUCCGGAUAUGACUUCUAUCAGAUGUCCUCGCCAACUCCUAGCCUUACCCACUUGACCAUCGGAAGCCCUACUGGUUCCCACAGUAUUCCACCAAGUCCUCAUGGCAGCUUUACUGAUCUCGGAGCUUUCCGUCGCCAGCGAUCCAUCUCUAUUACUUCUAAUACUUCUUCUCCUCCUCAUCCAUCUGAGCUUACCUACAGCAAUGGUUUGGCUACUACAGUCCCAAGUCUCUCGUCUUCUGUUCCAACCACUGCUGGUCUCUCUUCUCAACUCUACUACGCUAGCCCAGUCACUCCACCGACUCUUGGCAGCAACCAGGACACCAUCAGAGGAAAUCCAUACAUCUCCUCUGACAAGUCCCACAGAAGAUCAGUCGAGAACUUCGCCCAGGAGUAUCCAAGCUUCGCUAGCCAAUCAUACAGCGCUCAACACAGCCAUAACUCCCCUCCAUUCACUGUUGGGAUCGUUGAUGCCGAAGCCGAUGCAGUUGAGGAGCUGCACAGUGCUACACUAGACGCGAAGGAUGGUUAUGCAACCAUUAAGGGUCACCCAGCCUACUUGCACCUGCCAAAGGAGCUUAACUCGCUCCCACAGGCUAUCGCUGGCAACCCCCAGAGCACAGUAUACUUCCAGCAUUUCCUUUCGGAAACUGCUCCCUUACUGGUGCCUCAUGAUUGCAAUGGCAACCCCUUCAAGUCUGUCCUACCUCAAAUGGCCAUGAACCAUGAUGGCCUCUUAAAUUUGCUACUAGCAUACUCUGCAAGUCACAAAGCUCGUCAGGCAAAACAGCCGGAGCCUUUGGAACUUGUUAGUGGAUUUUUAGAUCACGCUUAUCGACAUUUACAUCAGAGCUUGGACGACGAAAAGGAGCAAAACUCGAAUGCAACUCUCGCCACCGCAAUCAUGCUCUGUUCUUAUGAAAUCAUUUCGCCAAAUCCCUUUGCUGAGGGCAUAACUUGGCAAGUGCAUCUCGAAGCGGCGCGGAAAAUUAUUCUCGCCCGUGGAGGUGCCAAAGAAAUGCGUUCGCGGGAUCCGAUUUCUUUCUUUUUGUCUCGUUGGUUUGCAUAUCUUGACAUUUUGGGGUGUUUUUCGGGAAAUAACAACAACAAAAACAACACAAUCCCUCUAUUCGCGGGACAAUAUUGGACAGUCGAUGAAGAAGAACUCGGAAUGAUGGCCGACUUUUCUGUCGACUGCUUCUUCGGGUUUACGAAUCGCUUCAUCGGCCUACUCACUCGAGUAGGUGAACUGAUGCGGCAAGCGGAUGGAGAGAGGCGGCACUUCAUUGAAGGUAUGCGGGGCAUGGGUUACACAACUCAUGGCUCGGAAUGGGUACCAGAAGGCCAAAUCUACCAUGACGCUCUUCGAGUUCGGGAACAACUUGAAGAAUCUCGACGUCACUCCCUCGGCACUUGCAAACACACGCAACAGACUUGGGCAUCAUCCGAGGAAGCGGGAGCAUUCGACGAUGAUCGGAUACUUCCCGAGGAUGAUAGCAGCAAGGAAUUGCUUGCUUCAAAUGAUGCCUUUCACUGGGCUGCUCAAAUUCAUCUCUUCCGCAGGGUUUUCAAUUACAAAAGAGAUCACCUAUGCAUUCGAGAUGCCAUCAAGCGCAUCAUUGAGGCUAUGCAAGUGAUCCCUGAGAAGAGUAACGUGGGAAAUGCCGUGCUAUUUCCACUCUUCACUGCAGGGUGCGAAAGCACCACCGCAGAAGACCGGGAGUACAUACUACAGCGUCUUCUAGGGAUCGAGAAUAGUGGGAUGAAUCAGUUUCAACGGGCGAGAAUUCUCAUGCAAAAGGUUUGGGAGACUGGGUCUAGCUGGGAAUCUCUCAUCAACGGCGAGUUCAUUGGCUAG